Neodiprion virginianus is the source of this 2069-nucleotide messenger RNA. Its product is annotated as coiled-coil domain-containing protein 8 homolog. The record is from RefSeq and is a predicted model, not a curated record. NCBI's taxonomy places the organism in Eukaryota, Metazoa, Arthropoda, Insecta, Hymenoptera, Diprionidae. The transcript has 5 exons. The coding region runs from base 903 to 1784 and encodes 293 amino acids.
AAGCUGCUGCUUCUCGCUGUAAGCUUGCCGAGCCCCCUGAGCCGCAGCUUCGGCGUUUCCAAGGUUGGCAUUUGCGGUUCGAACGGCCGAUGCGAGCGUCUUCAGCUGGAGAAAAGUACGAACUGUUUCACCGAACAGUGAUCGAGGAUUGAGAGGAUUUGGGAUCUCACUCUCUCAACGAUUUUUCUUCUCUCUAUUUCACGACUUCGUACCUGAAUACGCGACUGCUGAGCCGCCUCCAUCGCCGACUUGACGUUGGACUGAGUCUGCUGCAAUGAGACACCUUCCUCUCGCACCACCGACUCUGCCUCCUUCACCUCCCCCUUGAGCUGCUCCACUAUCGCCUCUUUUCCCGAGAGGGCUGCUUCCGCCGCUUUAGCUGCCUGAACCGCUUUCUCGGCCAGCUGAGCCUUCACCUUAACGUUAUCUUCACCCACCUGAUGUGCAGCCUGUUGGCCGGCGAUGUUUUGGGCGUCGGAAGCCGCUUUUGCUUCCUGGGCAGCCUUCUGGGCGAUGCUUGAUGCCCUUUCGCCCUGUUUUUUGUGCGCGUCGAUGGAACCAGAGUCAGAAUUUAUAAAACUCUGGAAAAGGGACCAGCACCCCCGGAUUUCGUAAGUUGGAAAGAAUGACACGGUUCGAGAUCGACGAAAAGUCGAUUAAUCUUGGAUCACAAACUGACCUCCCUUCCCUUGGUCACCACCUCCCUCCCCGAUAUUGAAGGGGGAACACAAGACGUCUGUAUCGCAUGGACCAGGCAGCACUGACCAAGCCGGGAGGUAUAAGAGGUCCGAUUCCCGAGUGCACAAGCAUCAGUUCUCAGCCCUCUUCCGGAGCAAAGACAGCUCCAUUUACCAAGCUAGCAUCGAGUGUGGUUAACCCUCAGCAGUCCCAUAUCCCUCAAGAUGAAGGUCUUCCUGGUGAUCGCGUGCGUGAUCGGCAUGGCUCUCAGCGGUCCGAGUAAACGACAGCAGCAGUUGGAGGCCGAUCAGCUUGAGGCAGAGGCCUACGAAUACGAUUACGGAAGCGAGCCAUCAGCCUCACACUACUCGGACGCUGCAGUGGCCGCCAGCCACGGACACGGGCACGGCCAUGGACACGGGCACGGCCACGGCCACGUGGGUUACAGUUCAGGGGGUGGUUUGGUCAGCAUAGCUCAGGGGGCGGCGGACCAGGCGCACAACCAAGUCGCGAACCAGCAUAGCGCAGCCGGGCAAGCGGCCUACGUGGCGAAGAACACGCUGGCCCAAGCGGCGGCCCAAUCGGCGGCCACAGCGGCGGCCGCGCUUGCUGGAAAGCAGAUAAUCCUCCUGGGCCUGGAACAGCAGUCGAGGGACGCCCACGUCGCCGUUGAGGGGGAGAAAAUGCAGCUUCAGCAGGCUCAGCGUGCCGCCACUGCCGCCCAGAACACCGCCCAGCAGGCCAUGCAUCAGGUCCAAGUGAUCACGGCCGCUCUGAACGCCGCCCAGGCCACGGCCGAUCAUGCGGCUCAGGCCGCGGCUGAAGCUGCGGCCGAGCUUGCCGCCCAGACCGCCAUGGUAGGUCAGGCCAAGGCGCGCGCUGAGACCAUUGACGAACAGCUCCACGCUUCCAGGGUGGAUUUCGACGCUACGCAAUCCGCGGCGAACAAGGCUGCGGCGGCGGCUCAGACCGCGCAGAACAACGCAGCCGCGGCUGCGGCACACGCUGCAAGCGCGGCCAGCGCUGUGGCUGGACAUCAUCCCGCCAGUCUUCAUCAGGCCUCGCAGUUGGGGGACUCGCUAGAGUACAAGGGAUACCGGUACUAGGCGUUGUCAGGCCCUUGAUCGUCAACGCUUACCAUCUUUAUCACCGUACCAACCACGAUCUAGCCACUUAUGGCUUGUCACUUAUCAUCGAGUUGGGCGUCAUUUGUUACCCCGGUUUUUUAUACUGAUGAUGUUAUGAUACCGACGACGUCAUUUUACUAUUUCGAUGCUGUUUUUAUUUAUUUUUUUUUUUUUUGUUUUUUUUUUUUAUUUUCUUCUUUCCCACUUGCAGUGGUUUGAAUUACGAUGGGUAUAAUAAUAAAAAUUGUUGCCAUGUAUGUUGAA